This is a messenger RNA of Pongo pygmaeus (Bornean orangutan), 515 nucleotides long. RefSeq names its product defensin beta 128 (gene DEFB128). The record is from RefSeq and is a predicted model, not a curated record. Gene Ontology annotation, biological process: innate immune response. Lineage: Eukaryota; Metazoa; Chordata; Mammalia; Primates; Hominidae. The coding region runs from base 89 to 370 and encodes 93 amino acids. The transcript has 2 exons. Gene Ontology annotation, cellular component: extracellular region.
CAAAACUCUGGGUCAUCUUAAAAGACCUGUGGCACACAGACCACUGGACAAAGUUCUGCUGCCUCUUUCUCUUGGGAAGUCUGUAAAUAUGAAGCUGUUUCUGGUUCUCAUUAUUCUGCUGUUUGAGGUACUCACAGAUGGGGCAAGACUCAAAAAAUGCUUCAAUAAUGUAACAGGCUAUUGCAGGAAGAAAUGCAAGGUGGGAGAAAGAUACGAAAUAGGAUGUCUAAGUGGGAAAUUAUGUUGCAUUAAUUAUGAAGAAGAGAAAGAACAUGUGUCAUUUAAGAAGCCACAUCAACAUUCUGGUGAGAAGCUGAGCGUGCAGCAGGAUUACAUCAUCUUGCCCACCGUCACCAUUUUCACAGUCUAAUCCUAAAUCAAGCCCUUGUCUCGCUGGUCUCCACUCUUCCUAAAUAAAAAGUGCUGCCUAAUCCAGCAGCCUGCAGCAAAAGAUUCAUCUACUUCCUUCUGUGAACCUGAUUCCCCACAUAAUAAAGUCCUGUGCUUUCCUCUGA